UUGAACGUUGAACCUGAAUUUAUACAGAUCAUCAAGAAAUUGACAAUUAAUUCAAUGGGGAGCUAUGAAAGUGAGCUCAAUCUUAAGGCCACAGAGUUGAGGUUGGGAUUGCCAGGGAGUGAUGAGCCUGAGAAACGUUCAUGCAGUGUUAGAAGCAACAAGAGAUCUUCACGAGAAUCCAGUGUGGAAGAGUCCAGGUGCAAAAGCAACGUUAACUCUGAUGAUUCCACAACCACAAGUGAUCAUGACCAAGAAAGUGUCCAACCUGCAAAGGUACAAGUAGUGGGGUGGCCACCGAUUAGAUCUUAUAGGAAAAAUAGUCUGCAGCAGAAGAAGGUGGAGGGUGAUGGAAGUGGAAUCUACGUGAAAGUGAGCAUGGCUGGUGCACCUUACUUGAGGAAGAUAGAUCUCAAGGUUUACAAGAGCUACCCAGAACUCCUCAUGGCAUUGCAAACUUUGUUCAAGUGCACAUUUGGUGAAUAUUCAGAAAGGGAAGGCUACAAUGGAUCUGAAUACGCUCCUACUUAUGAAGACAAAGAUGGUGACUGGAUGCUGGUUGGGGAUGUUCCAUGGAACAUGUUUGUAUCCUCCUGCAAGAGGCUGAGAAUAAUCAAAGGAUCAGAAGCAAAGGGAUUGGGCUGUUUAUGACCGACAAGAUUCACAAAAGCAAAAGGAGAACUGCAUAUCCAAAGGCAUGAAAUUAGAAAAAGAAAAACACUCUUUGUGUUGUGCAAGCAAUUAUCAGAACUCAUAUAUAGUUUAUCAGAAAAUAGACGGAUAUUAAUAUAUAUACAAAUUAUUUUUUGUUGUAGUAAUUUCAACUGAGGCGGCUUUGAGGUCUGCUUCCUUAAUUAUAUGUAGUCUUCUGCAAAAUCCUACCGGAAUGGAACAAAUAUAUAUAAAGAGAAAGAAAAUAUAAGACUGUUUCAAUUGUACAGAUCAAGAAUAUAAUAAUAAUCUCAUUUUUUCUUA
This is a messenger RNA of Cajanus cajan (pigeon pea), 972 nucleotides long. Its product is annotated as auxin-induced protein 22E. Gene Ontology annotation, biological process: regulation of DNA-templated transcription. The record is from RefSeq and is a predicted model, not a curated record. Gene Ontology annotation, cellular component: nucleus. Lineage: Eukaryota; Viridiplantae; Streptophyta; Magnoliopsida; Fabales; Fabaceae.